AUGUCUCUCCCUCCUCAUGUCUCUCCCUCCUCAUGUGUCUCCCUCCUCAUGUCUCUCCCUCCUCAUGUCUCCCCCUCCUCAUGUCUCUCCCUCCUCAUGUCUCCCCCUCCUCAUGUCUCCCCCUCCUCAUGUCUCCCCCUCCUCAUGUCUCUCCCUCCUCCUGUCUCUCCCUCCUCAUGUCUCUCCCUCCUCACGUCUCUCCCUCCUCACGUCUCCCCCUCCUCAUGUCUCCCCCUCCUCAUGUCUCUCCCUCCUCAUGUCUCUCCCUCCUCAUGUCUCUCCCUCCUCAUGUGUCUCCCUCCUCAUGUCUCUCCCUCCUCAUGUCUCCCCCUCCUCAUGUCUCUCCCUCCUCAUGUCUCCCCCUCCUCAUGUCUCCCCCUCCUCAUGUCUCUCCCUCCUCCUGUCUCUCCCUCCUCACGUCUCUCCCUCCUCACGUCUCUCCCUCCUCACGUCUCCCCCUCCUCAUGUCUCCCCCUCCUCAUGUCUCUCCCUCCUCACGUCUCUCCCUCCUCAUGUCUCUCCCUCCUCAUGUCUCUCCUUCCUCAUGUCUCCCCCUCCUCAUGUCUCUCCCUCCUCCUGUCUCUCCCUCCUCAUGUCUCUCCCUCCUCCUGUCUCUCCCUCCUCAUGUCUCUCCCUCCUCAGGUCUCCCCCUCCUCGCGUCUCUCACUCCUUGCAUCUCCCCCUCCUCAUGUCUCCUCCUCCUCAGGUCUCUCCCUCUUCGCGUCUCUCCCUCCUUGCGUCUCUCACUCCUUGCAUCUCCCCCUCCUCAUGUCUCCUCCUCCUCAGGUCUCUCCCUCUUCGCGUCUCUCCCUCCUUGCGUCUCUCACUCCUCAGCAGUGCUUUAAGUGA
This is a messenger RNA of Knipowitschia caucasica, 849 nucleotides long. The record is from the annotation of a GenBank genome assembly. Lineage: Eukaryota; Metazoa; Chordata; Actinopteri; Gobiiformes; Gobiidae.